AAAAGGCAAAUAAUUCAAAGCCUAUAAAUAAAAAAAAAUGAAGAGCAUUUGAAAAGUGGCUUAGAAUUGGUCAUUGUAUAACUUACUAAAGGUUUACUUACAGGUGAACGUCCCCUUUAAUGUCAGCAUGAGGCUCUGUGUGACUGAUGUGUAUAAAUAACGUAUUUAUUCCCCAGCUCUCAGCACACUGACUGUAUGUUCCACUAGAGGGGAGGCUUCCCAAGGUGGGGCCCCGGGUCCCUCGGGGGUGUGUGUCACAAUGAUGAGCAUGGAUACAAAGCAAGUGGCUGACAAGAUCCUCAAUCUCACCCUGGAGACCAUUUUCUUCCUGACUGGAGAGGAUUAUGUUGUGGUGAAGAAGCAGAAGGAGCCAAAUAAAAAGAGCGUCAGUUCCUGUGUAUCAGAGGGGAUGUGCCAAGUGAGGAAUCCUAUCCCAGCCCCUCCCCCAAACUCCCAGAUCCAUGAGAAGAACAUUCUAGCGCUCACUCACACUAUUGUCCACUUACUGACCGGAGAGGUCCUUAAUCGCUGUAAAGAUGUCUCUUUUGGCUUCACCAUGGGAGAGCAAAGACAGCAAUACCAGAUGGAGAGUCAGCAGAGCCCCCUGCCAGACCAUGACUGUAUAAAUCCUGAGAUCACCCGGAAUGAGAGAGAUUUGGAAUGUGAGAGAGACUGUACAGAUCCUCCAGAGAGAGAAAUGCCCCCGGCUCCCCCUGCAGGAGAAUCCAGGGACACAAACGCUCCACUUACAACUCCCAGGAACCUUUAUGUACAAGAGUUUCCAGGGGAAGAGAAUAGGGUGACGCAGGAAUAUCAGGUUAAACAAGAGGAUGUGACGCAGCAGUGCAACAAUGAGCAAAUCCCUACAAAUAUACACAAUACAGAGGAAUCAAGUGACAGUAACUCACCACUCACAACUCCCAGGGACCUCUAUGUACAAGAGUCUGCAGGGGAAAAGAAUAGGAUAACGCAGGAAUAUCAGGUUAAACAAGAAGAUUUGGCCUUCCCACAGCAGGGCGACUAUGAGCAAAUUCCUGCAGAAAUCAGCACAGCAGGCAGCUGGGAAUUCCCCCCGGAAGAGCAACGUUCUGCAUUGGAAUUCCAUGUGAGCAAUGAUCAAGGUGCAUAUGAUGUUGGUGAGAAGGAACCUACAGAAAGUGAUCCAGUGAGACUUUGUAACAAUAAUUAUUCCUUCUAUGAAGAAUUCCGUCUCCUCGACACUCCCAGAGGCCCAACGGGAAGAGAGUAUUCACCUUUCCUCUUUAAUAAACCAGCCGAUUACGCACAGAAACUUAAAGCCAACGGGGAAAGGGAGAAACCGUAUUCAUGUCCUAAAUGUGGAAAAGGUUUUGCGGAUAAAUUGUCUGUGGUGAAACAUCAGAAGCUGCACAAGGGCCCCUACUCUUGCUCCCAGUGCGGCAAAGGUUUCAACUCAAAGUCAAACCUAUUUGUGCACGAGAGAAGUCACGCCGGCGAGAAACCCUUCAGCUGCUCCGAGUGCGGAAAGUGUUUCGCCCACAAAUCGACUCUGGUUAAACAUCACCUGUUCCACAUGGGAGCCUUCACCUGCUCUGAAUGCGGCAAAAACUUCAGCCAGAAAUCCAAUCUAUUAGCCCAUCAGCGGUGUCACACCGGCCACAAACCCUUUGUCUGCUCUGAGUGCGGCAAGUGUUUCAGCCAAAACUCCAACCUGAUUACACACCGGAGAAUUCACACGGGGGAGAAACCAUUUGUCUGCUCUGAAUGCGGCAAGUGUUUCUCUAAAUGCGCCAGUCUCCUCGAGCAUCACCGGACUCACACUGGAGAAAAGCCUUACGCCUGCUCCGAUUGUGGCAAAGCUUUCGCCCGAAUGACAAACCUUGUUACACACCAGCGGAGACACAAACAAGGACUGUGACUUCACUCCUUCCACACGUUCUCUCUAAAUUCUACACCAGGUUACGCUUCAGUCGUGCGCCUUCCAACUUCUUUCGGCUGUAGAUCCAGGUGUCUGUGCAACACCACAAAAGUCACCAAUUUCAAACGCAGGAAUCAAACAGCCGUAAGGCAGGAUUUACUAAACUGCAAGUGUUAUUUUAUUAGCAGUGUGAGUACAAUCCGGGGCAGAUUUAUCAACGGUCAGAUUUCAAAUUCAUAGGAGUAUUUUCUAGGAAUGCAGCCUUUUCAGCAGGAUUCCGAUUCAGCCAAAUCCUUCUGCCCGGCCGUAACUGAAUUAACAAUUCCCUAGUCGAAUUUGACAGUUUUGGCCAUUAAAAAAAUUGAAUUUCAUUUUCAAUUCCACCCUUGAUAAAUCUGCCCAUACAUGUUUCAGGCCCUUGAGAAAGGGCUUGGCCCGAAACAUGUAGGGGCAGAUUUAUCAAGGUUUGAAUUGAAAAUUCGAAGAAAAAAAAAAAAAAUAGUCCAAAUUCGAUUCGAAUUUGAAAAGAAAAUUAAAGG
This is a messenger RNA of Xenopus laevis (African clawed frog), 2436 nucleotides long. Its product is annotated as gastrula zinc finger protein XlCGF48.2-like. Bases 260 to 1897 code for a protein of 545 amino acids. The transcript has 9 exons. Lineage: Eukaryota; Metazoa; Chordata; Amphibia; Anura; Pipidae. The record is from RefSeq and is a predicted model, not a curated record.